This is a messenger RNA of Linum tenue, 477 nucleotides long. The record is from the annotation of a GenBank genome assembly. NCBI's taxonomy places the organism in Eukaryota, Viridiplantae, Streptophyta, Magnoliopsida, Malpighiales, Linaceae.
AUACCUGUUGAGGCAACUGUUGCUUCUCAAGAGAGUAUCACAACAUCUCCGACUACGGUGGUCGAUCCUUCUACUGAGUUUCUGACGCAAGGAGAAGCAGGACCAUCCGAGGAGAAGCUUAUAGCAGCAUCAUAUGAGAGGAUGGAGGAUAGCGACGAUGAUAUUAUCAUAUCUGAGAGAAUUAGGACUGAGGAGGAGGCAGAGUAUCUGUACUCUAUCACAUCGGAAGCAUGGAAGGCAACCCUAAAAACUCCAGAGUUCGAUAGGUCAAAACACCACCCAUUCGGCGAAUCAGUGUACGUUCUGCCAAAGACUCUGUCGACGAAACUCGAUGAUACGGCUCUGCAAGUGGUUGAGUUCAUCUUCAGUACCACUGCUAAAGACGAUGGUAAAUUUUUCGUGGAUACUCCAACCGGUAACCUUACCCGUUCCCAGCUACUUUCAUUGAAGGGUAAAAAUUGGCUGCAUAGCCAAGUA